CCAUCAUUGAAGACGAUUACAAUCUCUACGAACACUUCUCCGAGAGUUUAGAGCGAACGGCAAUGAAUUGUCGCAAAAUCUCUACCUUUCCAUACUAUGAGAGGUGGGCGCUAAUGGCCAUCGUUUUAGUCCUCAAAAAGAUUUUCAUUCUCAACGAUUCAACCGAAAAACGUUUGUCUGAUUGCGAUCUCAAAGACUUCUUUAAUUGGAGUGAAUGGGAACAGUAUUCGCGCGUUAGGCUCGACAUGAUCUACUCAUACACGUGCUCACUCUAUACCGGAGAUUUUGAACGAAUUCGAGACCAGCGUCUUAUAGCCGAGUACUCACUGAAGCGCUCGGAGUAUGAGAUGUCGAGAAUGAUUGAGUGCAUCAAAAAGAAGAAUGAUUGGAAAGAGUUUGACUUUCGGACUGAUAUGCAGCACGAGUUUACAGCCCUUCUCUACCAUAUGACGGAUUCGGGUUCACCUGAGUUCGUGAAGCACUCCUUAUAUCCAUUAACCACUGCAACAGAAUUGGCAUUAAAUCUGAAUAAGUGUUCGUCAGUGAGUGAAGUGUUGUCCACUAGCUUUGAACACAAACGACUGAUUGGUUGGACGUGCCCUCACGGCAAGGUAUUCCACAGGGGGUACGACUGUUUAGCCAGAGAUCCCAAACGGUGGUCCUCGUCGUUCAAACUACUCAUACAAUUAAUCGAAGACAUCGAAUGGAACCGAUUCGACAAAUUCUGUGACUUUGAAUCGCGGGUAAAGACCCUUAUGUUUGGUGCGGUUGUGGUCUCCGACGCUCUCCCCCUGGCCUCGUCUCACCCGUACCUCUACCUCUACCCCUACCGGGUGUACUGGUUUGGCUCAGACGCUCUCCCCCUGGCCUCGUCUCACCCGUACCUCUACCUCUACCCCUACCGGGUGUACUGGUUUGGCUCAGACGCUCUCCCCCUGGCCUCGUCUCACCCGUACCUCUACCUCUACCCCUACCGGGUGUACUGGUUUGGCUCAGACGCUCUCCCCCUGGCCUCGUCUCACCCGUACCUCUACCUCUACCCCUACCGGGUGUACUGGUUUGGCUCAGGUUUGAUGAUGAACUCCUUGGGCUCGCACUCUAUUUAUGAAAAUUUUGUGGUGGUCAUCACCACCGCAUACCUGAGUCUGUGUCUGGCAUAUCGUGCAGAAGUAGACACCGUUCUCCUCCUCGAACUGAGUUGA
Molecule: messenger RNA, 1202 nt
Organism: Oppiella nova
Lineage: Eukaryota; Metazoa; Arthropoda; Arachnida; Sarcoptiformes; Oppiidae
Source: the annotation of a GenBank genome assembly